Cinara cedri is the source of this 3067-nucleotide messenger RNA. NCBI's taxonomy places the organism in Eukaryota, Metazoa, Arthropoda, Insecta, Hemiptera, Aphididae. The record is from the annotation of a GenBank genome assembly.
CUUCAUUAGACCAAUUAACUAGUUUUUUGAACUGUCAGUGGAAAAAAUUAUUAAAUUAAUUUCUACUCCUUUAUUAGUUUCACUUAUAUUCUGUAAAAAACGAAAAACCGAUAACAUUCCAGUGUAACCGGAUCAACUGUUAGUCAAUGUUUUUCAAUGGUAAAUGACUAUCAAUUUGUAUUUUAGGUUAUGUCAAAUAUUAUCAAAAUAAUGAUUAAUCAAAUAUUCUUUCUAGUUUGGCUUGCUUAGUGUUCAUACUUAUUGUUUUGUAAAGCUGCUGGUAGAUUGAGAGAAAUACAUAUAUUCGGUUUCUAAAUUAUUCAACUUUCCAUAAUGGCAUUGCAUUUGAACAAUUGGAUCCCCGGAAAUUUUAAAAGUGUUCCUAAUACAGGAAGUUCAGGUUUGUUUUAAAACUACUCUGUAUUCUUAUUUUAUAAUAUGUGUAUACAAAUUAUCAUAAAGCAAAUUCAAGAAAAAAUAUUAACUAAUUUCAGUUAAAUGUUACAGAAACAACAUAGAGCUAUGUAUGACAAAUUAAUAAAUUUAAUUUAAUUGUAAAAUAUACUUAUUUUACGUAAUUUAAUUUUUACAAAGUAUCUACCUAAGUUAUAUGGUUGAUACCUAAAGGGGUACCUUAGAUAUCUUUUUUUUUUUGAGGAUGAACAGAUGAAUUGUUUUAUGUUGUUAAAGAAUUAAAAUACUGUAUAUAGUAACAUUAUAUGUUUAUUAAUAAUUUAUUUUAAAUAGGGUUAAAUCUGAAUUUAUAUUGCUUCAAAAGUUUAGAUAUAUCAUCUCAAUUACUUAUAUUAUUUAAUAAUACCUGGGGCAGACUCAUAAUUUUUGUAUGUUCCUACAUUCAUCCAUGGUGGCAUCAGCAUGAAUCCUUUUUCUGUCAGACGUUUCUAAUAAUAUCACUCAUCAUGUUAAGAGUGUGAUGGAUUUUGUAAAAUUGUAUUUUUUGAUUAUUUUAUAUCUGAACCUAUGGUUUAAAUUAAAUUUUAAAAUUCAUGUAUACAUGAUGUUACAAUAUAAAAUAUCAUUAUAUCUAAAAACAACAUUGUAAAAAUAUCAAAUAUGGUUUGAUUAUUUAGAUUUAUUUCAAUGUACGUACUUAUAUUGAAAACUAUUAUUUAAUAUAUAAAAAAAUGUUAUUUGAAUUAGUUUCUUUUUUAUAUAUAAUUUAAUUAUAUUGCUGAACAUGUUUGAUGUAUAUCUACCUAAUUAUUUUCACUUUUUAGCUCAGCAUGACAUAGUACAACAUGGUUGGACUCCAAUAACAACUACAACCUCUGUUCUUGGUGUCGUAUUCGAUUCUGGAGUGGCAUUAGCUGCUGACACACUGACUUCAUAUGGUUCAAUGGCAUGUUUUGGAAAUAAUCCCAGAAUAUUAACGGUAUGAUAAAUUUCCUAUAAAAGUAAUUUUUAAUAAAUAUAUAAUACAUUUGUAUUUGAUUUUGAAACUGUUUACAUUAUCUUUUUAAUAACAGGUGAACAAAAACAUUAUUGUUGCUGCAGCAGGUGAGUACUCUGAUUACCAGUUUAUACGGGAUACAAUCGAAGACAAAAUUACGACCGAGAAGAGUUUGAAUGAUGGUAUAUCACUGAAACCAAAAGCUUUACAUACAUGGCUUUCUCGUGUUUUGUACAAUCGCAGAACUAAGAUGAAGCCACUUUGGUCCACAUUCUUAGUUGCUGGAAUCCAAAACGAUAAACCGUUUUUGGGUGAAAUUGAUAAACUGGGUACAGCAUUUGCAGAUGAACAAAUUGCUAGUGGUUAUGGUGCAUACCUUGCAUUGCCAUUAUUACGAAAAGCUAUUGAUGAAAAACGUGCAAAAUCUAAUUCUAGUUUAACAAAAGAUGAAGCUGUUGCUUUACUUAAAAAAUGCAUGGAAGUAUUGUAUUACAGGUAUUUUGAAAUUAAUUUUUGCUAUUUUCAAAUUUGUAUAGUUUGGAAUAAGUAGGGCAUAAGGACUUAAAGCUCUAAAACGUUACCAAAUAUGCAGUUUGAAAUUAAAAUCGAGAUUUUUUUUUGAAAAAUAUAAUUUACUUAGUAUACCUUGUAGAUAAUUGUUCUAAUUUUAAAAACAAAUUAUAGUUUUUAAAAUGUUUAAGAUAAAAACAUUUAAUAAUAAUAAAUAAUUAAACACUUCAUGACUGAAUUUAAACAAAUAAUUGUUUAAUUAAAAAAAAUUAUAAUGAUUUAAAUUAUAGCAUAUUUCACAUAUAAAUAAAUAGCUUUAAAAAUAAAAUAAAUCUUAAACAAAACAUGUGGUUAAUCGUUUAGAAACACAGAACACUGAAACGUGAAUAUAUCCAUUACUGGUUGCAGGGUAGACAAAAAACUUGUAUUCACAAACAGUCAACAAUAUUGUAUAGAAAUAAAUUUAAAUUUAACAAUUUUGGAUGUAUUAUUAAAUGAAAUAAAAACGUGAUUAUGGAAAAUAUUAAUUAAAUAAAAUAUGACUCGAAAUAUAUCUAUAUCUUCGCAUAAAACAAUUUGUUUCUUACUCUAUUUUUAUAAUAUUGUAAAACAAGUAUACAAAUGAUUCAAGUCCUUUACCUUAAGUAAUAUAUGUAUCCUAAAAGUUAGUUGUUUAUUUUUUGUUUUAUUAAUAUUCUAUUAAAAUUAUUUACAGAGAUGCUAGAAGCCACGAUAAGUAUCAAAUUGGUGUCAUUACCAAAGACUCCAUAGAAAUUCAAGAUCUUACAUUGAAACCAAACUGGGAAGUUGCCAAAUUUGUGCAAGGAUAUGAAUAAACUAUUGGGAAAUUAAAUUGUUUUUCUAUUAUUUAAAAAUAAUUUUUACUUUUAAGUGGAGAAUUAAUUUUUUUUUUAACAAAAAUAAAAUUCUGUGGAAAAAUAUUUAAUUGUUUUAUAUUUUUGAUGAAUUCAUAAUUAAAUUUAAUAUGAUUAUUUAUUUAUAAAACUAAAUGUUAUCCACAUGGUAGUUAUUUUUAUAGGUAGUUGUAAUUCUGCACUAAAAAUAAUAAAAAUAUACUGUGACAAAAAUAUAAUAUUACAAGUAUAUAUUCUCAAAAAAAAAAUGUCUGUAAAAUAUGUGAUAAAA